Messenger RNA from Didymodactylos carnosus, 2023 nucleotides. NCBI's taxonomy places the organism in Eukaryota, Metazoa, Rotifera, Eurotatoria, Philodinida, Philodinidae. The record is from the annotation of a GenBank genome assembly.
CGGUGGUAGGAAGCAUUUAAUCAAUGGUUACUGGUUCUAAAAUAUUAUUUUAGGUUUUUUGAAAACCCUUUUUACUGAAUGUACUCUAAUGAACAGCACGUUCUUUUAAAUAUUUUUAACUUGGCUCUUCAACGAUGAGUACAAAGAUAGCUUUGAAUAAGUGAUUUGGCUCAAUAAUAAACACGUUUUAUAAUUGUGUAAUAAUUACGUAUGGUCAAUGUUUAUGGAUAAAUUCCAUUAUAAACAUCUGACUGUAUAUUAGAAAAAUACGGUUAAAUCGAAAAAUUGAUAAAGGGUCUAACUGAUCUUUGUAUAUUUCUCACAAUAAGUAAUAAUAGCAGUAAUUAAUCGAGCGUAUAUAUCCGCUUCCAUUUAUCUUCGAAUGAAAUUAUUGACAUUAUCAGUAGACAUCUAUACAUAAUUCACUUGUUACAUUCGAAUAAUUCAUAAAUAAUAAUAUAAAUCAUGAUAUAUUUACACGGAAGUGAAAGUAGUAUUCGAGAAAAGCAAUCAUACUCUGUGACAAAAAUCAAUUAAGGUCCAUAACAGUAAUCAACAGAAACUGAUUUCGCACAAACUGUAAGCAUCAGAAAUCUUCAGCUUCUAAGAUGAUCUAUCUAUUGGUUCUAAAAGAGCCAUACACUACAUGUGAUCAUGUGAGCUUUAAAAUCGCCCAUCUUUUUUAUCUUUCAAAAUUAAAUAUAUGAUCACUCUUUAUAAAAGAAAAGUGGUGAUCAUUAUUCAUUUUCACAAAUGAUUCUGCUAAAUGAUGAUGCUGAUAAAAGAUAAUCAUUAUCUUAUUCGUGAACAAGUGUGAAAAACACAUUUAGAAAAGUAAUGAUUUCCCAACUGUAUGAUAGUAGAUCGUAUAACAUAUCCAUACGUGCUUUGAUAAAGUGCAUCGAUUCCACCGUUGAAUAAAUAUCAAACAGAGAAAAUAUUUUCAGCAAAAUAAAGUCACGUUCACAAAAUGAAACUGAUGGUACAGAUUUAAAACUAACAAUUGGUAGUCAUAUACAUCAGUAUAAAUUUUGUGUAUACAAUUAGUAAAAUACUUUUAAUAUCAAACUGUACACUUCUGCUUAAUAAGUUCUGAAUCUAAAAUUUUCCUUUUGAAACUCACACAUUCUAAUAUAUUAAAUAAUACUUUUGUCCAAAUUUAGCAUCUGAUUUUUUAAAUGAUGGUGGCUCAAAUCAAAGUUAUGGUGAAGUUAAUCAAUUGGGUGGUUUAUUCGUCAACGGAAGACCACUACCAACGCCCAUACGUUUGCAAAUUGUUGAAAUGGCCAAUUUAGGCGUGCGUCCAUGUGAUAUUAGUCGUCAAUUACGCGUUAGUCAUGGAUGUGUUUCUAAAAUUCUAGCAAGAUAUCAUGAAACAGGAUCAGUGCUGCCGGGCGCCAUUGGAGGCAGUAAACCUCGUGUAACUACACCGAGAGUGGUCGCAGAAAUUCGAGAUUAUAAAAUAAAAGAUCCCGGUAUGUUUGCAUGGGAAAUUCGGGAAAAACUUCUAUUAGACAAUGUAUGUGACAAAUUUAAUGUCCCGUCUGUCUCAUCUAUAUCGCGAAUAUUACGAAAUAAAAUUGGACCAUUAUCACAGCCAGUCGAUCUUAAUAUCUCUGAUUCUUCAAGUCCAAAUGGUUAUGUAUCUCCAUCGUGUAAUGCAAUUUCACCACAUAACAGGAAAACGUGUUUGGGUUCGUGUCUAAAAAUUGAACCCGUCUCAUCAUCCUGGACAUCGUAUGACGCCGCUACACAAGCUCGUUAUUUAUAUCCCAUAUGUAAUUUAAGUACAUCACCAUCCACUGUAACAAAUCCCUUUGGUUCAUUAGAAGCAGCCACGAAAGGACAAGCAGCUGUUUUUAGUGGUACACAAAAUUACGGCUCUGAUUCUGUUAGUAGUGCUUUCUCACAACAUCCCAAUUCACCGUACGCAUUUUUUGGCUUCCAUCCAUAUCAAAAUUAUCAUAAUCCUGUUAACCAUUAUUCGCAAUAUUAUAUGCCAAUGACACAACAAGCAUCUUGA